GGAACACUUGCCCUUCUUUGAACUUGAAUCGUCGUCUCUGAUUUUCUUUGUCCACCGUGUCAUUAGCUCUUGGCAAGUCCUUGUUCAAGCCGACUGUCAUGAGCCAUGGAAGCACGCACGACCUACCCAAGGAGUGUCGUAUCAGUGAAAUCAUGCAGUACAUCUGCACCCCCCAAAGAGGUGCAUUCGGGCCGUCAGUUCAUUGCACGCCAGUUCCACGCUUGUUCCGGAUAUGCCCCAACAUACCUGCAGUAGAAGUAACUCGGGUGCUCAACAUUGAUCUGGCCACUGGUGAUGUAGCGGUCCCGAAGGACCUGAGCUCCCAGCUACCCACCGGCAAAGCCUGGUGCGAUGUUGUCAAGCACGACAAAAUACAAGAGCCGAAGUCCUGAAUCUCUGGACAACAUCGAGGGCGCUGUUCCUCCUCACUCUGUUCGCAUCCCGCUCCAGAUCACUUUCGGGCAGUCGCUGCCUGCAUAGCCUUGUGUAACGUCUUUCACAAAGAACGGACAUGUCUCCCGUCCAUCGGGGCGGUCACCAGUCGCUCGCCAUCCGUGAUCAUCCAUCUGAGUUCUUGAGCUCUCUCCAGUUGUGAACAAAGAUUUAACAAAGAAGUGCAUGUCCGAACAGCCAAAGACAUCAGACAAGACAUCAGCCAUCCUUGGAAACGGAUGGAUCAGUAAACGGGACGGCAUCUUGGGCUAUAGCUCCAUCCAAUCUGCCUGUAAGACGACUGAACCGUAGUCUGACUUCAAAGAAGCUCUGGUGUACUCCAAAGAGCCUGAGAAAUCAACGUCCACCUCCGCCUUCCUCCAUGCAAUAUCCGUCAAGGCAGACCUCGCAUCUUCCGAUGCGCUGAUCAUCCAUCGAAAUGCUCGCAUCCGUCAAUGCCGGUCAGAAAUUGACGCUCUCCCAAAUCUUGCCGCAGAAAUCAACUUCGAAAUGGAUGAAACGGAGCUGGUGACCGCUGGUUGCCAUGUUCAAAGAGGAAGGAUCAGGCGAGGGAUGGACGCAACAAUAGUGCAGUCUUUGGUGGCUUCAGAACCGAAGCUUGAAGACUUGGACAAGUAUCGUUCUCUGGACACGUCCCUGCCCCAGAUUCUGCCCUGAAGAUCUGUCCCGCCAGGGCUGAUUCGCGCAUCAGUUGUCGUCAGGUGGACUGCACGGGGUGAUGCGGCUGAUGCUCAUGCACACAACAAAGAUUUUCCCAGGCAUCUGACAGCGGGAUCUGCAAAAAAAUACCUAUCCGUGGGAUCAAUCGAUCAGGUUGGUCGUCUCUCGGUUGCGUGGCAGGAAGCGACCAUCGUGUACGGUGUACAGCCCGUCGCAUCUCAUUGCUAGUUAGCAACGCUCUGCUCUCAUCCAUCUCCCAGGUUAUGCAACAGUGUUUUAAAGCCCUGCCGGCGCGUUGUCGCAAUGAUCUCAAGGCUCUUCAACGACCUAGAGUGAUCUGCACUGCAAUGUCUAACGAUUCUCAAGAUCAACCGCUCGGACGGACGGAAUAUAAUAACCCUCAUGCUACCGAUAAUAUCACAGUCGUGCCUCUCCCUCAUCUCUUUUCUUCAUCGUCCCCUUCUCUUCUGGCUUAUCACCGACGACACUCCGAUACGACAUCCACUAAUAGUUCUAGACGCAUUCGACCCUACCCAAUCCAGCCUCCGCGCUACCACAGCUCACGCAUAGACGACAUCUUGCGCAUAGACGAUAUUCUAGACAUGGCCACUGCUCCUGCUUUCUGGAACUCUUCCUCUUCCUCCUCGUCCUCCUCCCGCCGUCGUACAUCCGACGAGAACCAGCAAUUCGCGUACUCGGGGUACCCCUCAAUGCCUUAUCCUGGUCCUGACACGUCUGAUCACCGGUCAUCCCGUUCAUCAGGCUCAAGCGGCACGUCGAGCUUAAGCGCAGCCAUGGGUGAAGUACCGCUACCCGCGAGCAAUAUGGCGCUCCUUCCAAACGCCAUGGGAUGGAAUCAGCCACAGUCUUCCCUGCUCCCUGCGCAGUCUGGCUAUGCGCCCAGCACGAGCACCCCGUUCUUGGACACCUCUGGAUACUCUUAUGGCAGCUCCCCGGAAUCCAUCUCUCCAGGGUCUCCAUCUUACACGGCAGAUGUUCGCGAGUCCUUCAGAGGUUAUCCUGCGACGACAAUCGACGCCUCCCACUCAUCUCCACACCCCAAGGACAUCGAGAAUGGGAACCUUUGGAAACGAGUCCGGGACCUUGAGCGAGUGGUCGAGCGCCAACGCAGCCAAAUCUACACCCUUGAAUCUCGAGUGUCUCAGCGGUCUUCCGGCUCUCCACCAGCCAACAGCUCUCCAGCGCCUUCUGCCGCUUUCCAGGCCUCAUGGCGAGCGCGGACGAAUGCGCGGAUCAGUCAGUUCUGCUCCGUCAAUCGAGCCGGGAACGCUCUCUGUGCUUGGCACGACUCCCGUCGGGAACGUCGAGUGUACCCUCCGCGCAUGGCACCAGCGGGCUACCUCAACUGUGGCUGCACGUUCGAAGAGGCGCUGUUCGAGGAGAGUCUUGCUCGGCAUCACGUGGGCAGCUACAACCCCGGCGAGACUGUCCGCAUGGAUCCGGCUCUGCGGAAGCCGCUGCUGAAGCUGCUGCAGACGAGGUACGGUUACAAGGACGGCGACUUUGAGCGCGAUGCGCGCACCGGAGACUGGAUUCCGAACGAAGGGCCCGCAAUCUGGGAGCAACAGAUCCAGGCUGGCACCAACCCACGACGAGACCGCCACGCAUGAUCUCCUCACGAACUAUAUUUAACUAACUUACUUGGACGGACAUUUGAGCAUCUUAAUCCUGCAUAGCAUCCCAUCAUCUCCCACUGUAGUACUACCAUAUUGUCUCACUAGUUGUUGUACAGAUAGUAUCCCCUGUAAAUAGCUUAUAACCCACCGCGUACUUACCUUGCCAUCGAACUCUAAUCAUCGUAGUCAACUCGGCCAGACUCGGCCCAAUUAAAUCGCGUUCGGACCUCUACACUCCUCCCAUCUCUUUGAUCUCCGCCACGGAUCAAACGCGUCGACUGUCAUCUCAUCUACUCCCUCCACCGUCUGAGAUCCAUGACGACCAGACGGUGUUUACUAAUCCACCUUUGCGUCACUUCCUGCGUGGCGGUACUCUGGCCACGAAGUUGGGUGCCAACGAACAUUGCUGAGAACAGCGGCAUCGCAGACCACGCGCUCGCGUCUGAAGUCACGGGUCUCUUGCAUGAUCACGAUGCUCUGGAGCGGUACGCCCAGCGACCGGACUGUUUCGGCCGUGUGGCAUCGAAGAUCCGCACACAGUGCGGAGACCUAGAGCACAAUAUGGACGAGAGGGUCCGGGCGGCCAUCUCGAUGACAAUCUGCGAACUGGAAACAGCGGAACACUCUUCGAUUCCCUUGGAGUGCGCCACGUACUCGGUGGACUCCGCGCGGGUGUCCCACAAGAUCUCGCAUGGGAAAUGUGUCGAGGCUUUGGGGAGGAGCGCGCAGCACUGGGCGAGCUAUUCUGGGCAUUUGCAGAGAAUUCCCCAGCUGUGCUUUGCUUACCGUCGCUGGAACGAUAUAGACACUGCCAAAAGUAUCUAUAGAAACAUCACUCUCAAGUCGGAUGCGUUGAUGGAGAUCUUGCUUGCCAAAGAGCGGUCGGAAGCAAGUCACAGACAGCAGUGGGAAGCUCAAGCCGAGGACUUGGGUGAUCUUGUAUUCUCUCUGAAAUCGACCUCUGAUGGGGUAGAGGCGCAUAUACGCACGACUCAGGCCCGCAUACAGGCAGAGUUGCAGUCUGCGUUUGCUGAGCUUGCGAUGUAUCGUACCUCGGCACACACAGAUGCGUCGGAACUUGUGCAGCACAUGCGCAUCGAGCUCAAAACGAUAAUGCGAGAGCACGUACAAUCUCUGCACCAAGUGUUUCCUGCACUUGAGAGUUCGUUAACCGAUCAUAUGCAAGCUGCGCUUGCUCUAUUUCGAGAUCAGAGUGUCCAAGUCUCGGCUUCAGUCGCAUUUGCUCAGCACGAGUGGUCCAAUCUGGUCGUCCAAUUUGUGGAUAUGCAUCAAAGGCUCGCGAUUCUCUCGGGGAGCAUCGUCGAGAAUGCCGAUCUCAUGAACACAUCAAUCGAGCAGGCCAAGUCUGUGCUCGCCGCUCAGAAGGAUGUUGAACGUUCGGCUUCAGGACUGUCGACCACACUACAUCAACUAUCGAACACCACACUCGAAACUCUUAUGCAUGUGAAUGGCACUCUCAAUCGAUUGACCCAGACUACUCCUUAUCGUGACUGGAUUCUGUCGUGGAUUACCCCGACUGCAUCCUUCAUAUCUGCAGACACCAGCCGUCUUGUCCUCGCCUUAUCUCGAUGGCUCUACUCCCUGUUUCAGUGCCUGUUCUUUGCAUCCAGCAUCCUAUUCUUUCCCUUGCGCACUAUUCUUGCUAGAAAUCCGGCGAACAAAUCUCUACGUGAACGUUGGCCGAUAGAAACAAGCGAUCUCGCACGAUACCCGAACUACUAUCAGCAGUCCGAGCAAUCAUCGAACAGCAUCGCAUUACAUCCUAUGGACUUGUAUCGAAGCCGUAUCCCGGAUAGACUGCUCAGAAAGAGGAGCCCGCGUUGGUAGCUUUUGUUGUCCCAGCAAGGAACUCGGAUAAUCACUCAAAGGACUUGUGUUGUACAGUAGCUCUGUUGUAAAUUGUAACUUCGGUGUGGUCGAGGACUUGAAAGUGUCAUCUAUGGUGUCACUGUGAUGCCUCCUCGGUCCGGAAUGGGCAUUUGUAUCCACACUUCGGGACCUGUAUCAAAAACAUACCAUCGGCGAACUACGCGCAAAACGUAGGCCGAAGCAAGAGCAGACCGUGCCAAUACGUAUGAGCAAGCGUCCCAACAGAAUUUAGCCUAGGGUAGCAAAGUCUGCGUGGGGGUAGACCGUCCCGGGCGAAUGAGCUACUUGGAUAUAGUAUACGAGCGCGAUGGUGGACUGGUGUCCCGGUCCGGAGAUUCGUACUGGUAUGACCUGUAUCAGGGCACGCCUACCGAGGCCAGCCUGAUUGGCGCAGGGAGCGCGGUGCAGAUGACGAGACAGCAGACACGAGGAUGAUCAGGCAAGGCAGUGUAUGUCGUGCUGUUUACAUAGCAGUCGGGAACCGCCCGGUUCCGCAGUGAGUGCGAAUCCGAGCACACGCGGUCGCGAUAUUAUGUGACCCUCGGGGCUUAGACUUCAGAAUCAUCUGGCAAAACAGAGCCCAUCCAGAGCCCAUGAGAAAUGUAGGAUCACAGAAAACAAGGUGGGAAAUCCCAGAACGAGGACAAGUGGUGUCUCAUGAAAGAGUUCAUAAAAGUGGAGGGUGCAGUGACGGUGUGACAUUAUAA
Molecule: messenger RNA, 5347 nt
Organism: Mycena citricolor
Lineage: Eukaryota; Fungi; Basidiomycota; Agaricomycetes; Agaricales; Mycenaceae
Source: the annotation of a GenBank genome assembly